ACUAUAACAAGUCCAACGAGUCCCUCCAUUAUCGCAGACUUCCACUUCGGGUCGGCAUACACAUGGAUCGGCUCUGCCUACCUGCUCGCAAAUACGACCCGUAGUCCCGUCUGGGGCAAGCUCAGCGAUAUCUGGGGACGCAAGCCCAUUCUGCUCCGUGCGAUCGCCGUGUUCUUUCUCGGUUCCUUGCUCUGCGCUGCUGCCACAACCAUGCCCAUGUUCCUCAGUGGCCGUGCCAUCCAGGGCAGCGGAUCGGGCGGCGUGGUAAUCUUGGUUGAUAUUUGUAUCACGGAUAUGUUUGGCAUAAGGCGUAGGGGCAUGUAUCUCGGGCUGACGAGUGUGGUCUGGGCAUUGGCGAGUGGAAUUGGCCCAGUUUCAGGCGGGGUCUUCACGCAG
This is a messenger RNA of Aspergillus homomorphus CBS 101889, 396 nucleotides long. RefSeq names its product MFS general substrate transporter. Gene Ontology annotation, biological process: transmembrane transport. The transcript is spliced from 2 exons. Lineage: Eukaryota; Fungi; Ascomycota; Eurotiomycetes; Eurotiales; Aspergillaceae. Gene Ontology annotation, molecular function: transmembrane transporter activity. The record is from RefSeq and is a predicted model, not a curated record. The annotation marks the transcript as partial.